Schistocerca gregaria is the source of this 4383-nucleotide messenger RNA. RefSeq names its product transmembrane protein 183-like. Gene Ontology annotation, cellular component: SCF ubiquitin ligase complex. The record is from RefSeq and is a predicted model, not a curated record. Bases 426 to 1259 code for a protein of 277 amino acids. Gene Ontology annotation, molecular function: protein binding. The transcript is spliced from 7 exons. Gene Ontology annotation, biological process: regulation of protein stability. Lineage: Eukaryota; Metazoa; Arthropoda; Insecta; Orthoptera; Acrididae.
UACCUGAUACGUAAUUGAUUGAUUUAUAUGUGGGCGUGUGUGUGUUAAAAUCAAUGAUGUUUGAGUGGUGAAGGUGUGGUGGAGUAGUAGGCAGCAACAGUCAGAGCGCUGGUGUCAACUAUGACAGUACCGGUAGGAGCGAUUUUACAAAUGUGAGACGAAGUUAAUCUGGAAAUGUUCUGAAGGCGGUACCCUUCGAUUAUUGGGAGGUCUAAUCCCAAUACUGAGGUACUUGCCAAAAAUACUGUAGAGAACAACAAUCUGGGUGUGAUUCAGCAUCUGAAGACUGCAAGACCGUGAUGAAGAGAGGGGGUGAAAGAAAGUGUCAUAACUUGAAACGGAGUUGGAGAUAUGCCCGAGACAUCAGGAGCAAAAAUGUGAUGAUAUGACCAUGUGAAAAGAUGGAGGGGAGAGUUCCUCUGUAAAUGCUGCAAUUUACACACACAUUACAGAGUUGUCAACAGCCUGCUGAACCUGAACAGAGACAAGAACAAGAUCAUGUAAUUGACAUGAAUUGUAGUUGCCCAUAUCCUCUAGAUUUUUGGUUUCAAAUCUCAAGUUACAUUGAUCCAGAAGAUGUGGAAAGAUUUGCAAGAAUCUGCAAACACUGUGCCAGUAUUGUGAGAUCCGCAUCAUUUUGGUUGUCAUUAUACAAGAGGUUUUAUAGGUCAGAUAUUCCCUUGCCACCAUAUCUGCAGCCUGCAGCAAUGACUCGGCGACAUGGAUUGAGAACCAGAGUGAUCCGUGCAUUGUAUUUUUUGUAUAUGCCCAUGACUCGAAGGCUUCAGGAUCCUACUCUCUCUGAGUCGAGGCUUCUAGACAAAAUGUGUGUACAGCAGUGCCACAAGUAUCAUUUUGCAAUUGGGUGUUCUACAUUCAUUUUCAAGUUUCAAGAUGUGAAGCAUAUACCUGUACGAGGACAAGAACCUGUCGAAAAGGAAGAUGAUAUUUAUGCAAAUAGUGAUGAGGGAGCCAUAACAUUAAAGUUGACCUGUUCACAGAUUACAACUCCACCCCUAGUGCUCAUUGGACUGGUACUGCGAAGUAUCACAUUUCCUACUCCUGCAGAUCCAGGUGCCCAUGUGCAAAUUAGUGUGGGUGAUAAUUAUGUUGCGUCACCACCCAAGAUCAGCAUUGUCCUUAACAAAGUGAUUGCUGUACAAAUGACAGACUGGUGGCACCCAUGUUUCUCUCACACACACCCAUUCCAGUCAAUCUUGCAUCCAUGCUAUGCAGACCCAGAUGAAUUACUGGGUUAAACACAAGUUUGUUUGAAUACAAUGUGUAUGCAUGGGUGUGACAACCCCCUUCAGUGUGUGAAAAACAUGGAAGAAAUUGGUCUGAAUUCAUUUGUACAUGCCACAAUUUGGGCAAAAAAAAUGUUCACUCUGAAGGUACAUAAAUUCUGCGCAUUUCUGUUACUCAGACAAAUUAGCAUGGGUGAUAAUUAUAUUGCAUCAUCACAUCCAUUUCAGUCAAUGUUGCAUCCACGUUGUGCACGUGAAUUAUUGGGUUAAUUGCAAGUUUAUUUGAAUACAAUAUGUAUGCAAAGAUAUGACACCUGGCUCCCACUCAAUGUGUAGAUAAAGUAAUGAAUAAUGAGUGUGUGAAAGGCUUGGAACAAAAUGAUCUGAAUUCAUUUGCACGUGCAACAAUUUGGGCACAAAAAGUGUUCAUUCUGCAGGUACAUAAAUUAUGCACAUAUUUGUUAUACAGUCAAAUUAGCGUGGGUGGUAAUUAUAUUGCAUCACCAUUGAAGAUCAGUAUAUCCUUAACAGCGUGAUUACUGUACAAAUGACAACUUGUCAUCCAUAUUUUUCACAUACAUGUCCAUUUCAGUCAAUGUUGCAUCCAUGUUGUGCAGAUCCAGAUGAAUUAUUGAGUUAAUCACAAGCCUCACACUCAGUGUGUAAAUAAAGUAAUGAAUAAUGAUUAUGUGAAAGGCUUGGAACAAAAUGAUCUGAAUUCAUUUGCACUUUCUACAAUUGGUCACAAAAAAUGUUCAUCUUGCAGGUACUUAAAGUAUGCACAUAUGUGUUACUCAGUCAAAGUAGUGUGGGUGAUAAUUAUAUUGCAUCACCACUCAAGAUCAGUAUAGCCCUUAACGGAGUGAUACUGUACAAAUGACAGACUGGUCAUCCAUAUUUUUCACAUACACCUCAAUUUCAGUCAAUGUUGCACCCAUGUUGUACAGACCCAGAUGAAUUAUUGGGUUAAUCACAAGCGUCACACUCAGUGUGUAGAGAAAGUAAUGAAUAAUGAUUAUGUGAAAGGCUUGGAACAAAAUGAUCUGAAUUAAUUUGUACAUGCCACAGUUUAGGCACAAAAAAUGUUCAUUCUGCAAGUACAUAAAUUAUGCACAUAUGUGUUACUUAGUCAAGCCAUCCCCCUCCCCUUCCCCCACCCACUCAGUGUGUAGAUUAAGUAGUGAAUAAUGUGCAUGUGAAAGGCUUGGAAUAAAAUGAUCUGGAUUCAUUUGUACAUAACACAAUUUGGGCACCAAAAAUGUUCAUUCUGCAGGUACAUAAAUUCUGCACAUAUGUGUUACUCAGUCAAAUUAGUGUGGGUGAAAAGUAUAUUGCAUCACCAUCCAGGAUCAGUAUAGUCCUUAACAAAGUGAUUACUGUACAAAUGACAGACUUGUCAUCCAUGUUUUUCACAUACACAUCCAUUUGAGUCAAUGUUGAACCCAUGCUGUGCAGACCCAGAUGAAUUAUUGGGUUAAUCACACGUUUAUGUGAAUAAAAUAUGUGUGCAAAGGUGUGACACCUGGCUUCCCACUCAGUGUGUAGAUAAAAUAGUGAAUAAUAAGUGUAUGUAAGGCAUGGAACAAACUGAUCUGAAUUCAUUUGUACAUGCCACAGUUUAGGCACAAAACAAUGUUCAUUCUGCAGUUACAUCAGUUCUGUGCAUAAGUGUUAUUCAUUCGAGGCAGCUCCUCCUCUUCUCCCCACCUACUCAGUGUGUAGAUUAAGUAGUGAAUAAUGUGCAUGUGAAAGGCUUGGAAUAAAAUGAUCUGGAUUCAUUUGUACAUGCCACAAUUUGGGCCCAAAAAAAUGUUCAUUCUGCAAGUAUGCAAGUUCUGCGCAUAUAUGUUACUCGGUCAAAUUAGCGUGGGUGAUAAUUAUAUUGCAUCACCACCCAGGAUCAGUAUAGUCCUUAACAAAGUGAUUACUGUACAAAUGACAGACUUGUCAUCCAUGUUUUUCACAUACAUAUCGAUUUCAGUCAAUGUUUCACCCAUGUUGUGCAAACCCAUAUGAAUUUUUGUGUUGAUUAAAAGUUUAUGUGAAUAAAAUAUGUAUGAAAGGUGCGACACCUGGCUCCCCACUCAUUGUGUAGAUCAAAUAGUGAAUAAUAAGUGUGUGUAAGGCAUGGAACAAACUGAUCUGAAUUCAUUUGUACAUGCCACAAUUUAGGCACAAAAAAUUGUUCGAUCUGCAGUUACAUAAGUUCUGUGCAUAAGUGUUAUUCAUUCAGCCCCCCCCCCCCUCCUCCAUUCCCCCCACCCACUCAAUGUAUAGAUAAAGCAGUGUAUAAUGUGCAUGUGAAAGGCUUGGAACAAAAUGAUCUGGAUUCAUUUGUACAUGCACAAAAAAUGUUCAUUCUGCAAGUACGCAAGUUCUGCACAUAUAUGUUACUCAGUCAAAUUAGCGUGGGUGAUAAUUAUAUUGCAUCACCACCCAGGAUCAUUAUAUUCCUUAACAAAAUGAUUAGUGUACAAAUGACAGACUUGUCAUCCAUGUUUUUCACAUACAUAUCGAUUUCAAUCAAUGUUGCACCCAUGUUGUGCAAACCCAUAUGAACUUUUGUGUUAAUCACAAGUUUACUUGAAUGCAAAUGCAAUGUAUAUGCAAAGAUGUGAUAACUCUAAACUCUCCCCCCCCCUCCUCCUGCCACUCAGUGUGUAGAUAAAGUAGUGAAUAAAGAAUGUGUGAAAGGCUUGGAACAAAAUGAUCUGAAUUCAUUGAUAUGUGCCACAAUUUGGGCACAAAAAAUGUUUAUCCUACAGCUACAUAAAUUAUGUAUAUAUGUGUUGAAUCUACAAUCAUCAGAUGUAAAUUAUAUUGGUAUUUGCAUCCUUUGAGUACUAAGUCUGUAAAUUUUGAUUGUUAAGGUAUUGGAGAAAAUUAAAGUAGUAGCUAGAGGUAGCAGCAGCGAUUGUGUUAAAUUCCAUGUAUGAUUGUUUCAGGUAGUAAAUGAAUAUAUAUCUGUAACAAUUUGAUUCUUUAAGACUUAAUUAUCCAAAUGUUAAGUGUUGUAUAACCAUAUGUAUUACAUAUUUAUUUGCAACAGGAUGUUACAAAAUCAUGUAAUAAUUAAUAAAUUUGAUGUGUAAAUGUUGAUGGUUGUCAGAAAAUAAAGUUGUAAUCCUUAUGAUCA